Morone saxatilis (striped sea-bass) is the source of this 574-nucleotide messenger RNA. Its product is annotated as solute carrier family 22 member 4-like. The transcript has 4 exons. Bases 123 to 425 code for a protein of 100 amino acids. Lineage: Eukaryota; Metazoa; Chordata; Actinopteri; Moronidae. The record is from RefSeq and is a predicted model, not a curated record.
UAUGUGAGAAUGGAUACAAAACUCCGCUGACCACUUCUAUCCAUUACAUUGGUGUGCUAGUGGGAGCCUUUGUCUCAGGCCAGAUUUCUGACAGGUUUGGAAGGAGGCCAGCUCUCUUUCUCAUGAUGGCUCUUCAGAAUGUGGCAAUCACAGCGCAGAUAUUCUCCCCGAGCUGGGAGAUCUUCACCCUCAUUUUUUUUUUUGCGGGUGCAGGGGGAUUCUCCAACUAUACCAUUGCAUAUGUGCUGGGUACAGAAACUCUAAGCCCAAAAGCCCGAGUGGUCUUCUGCUCCCUUGGGGUUUUUAUGAGCUCUGCUUUGGGGUAUAUGGCAAUGCCAGCUGUGGCUUACUUCCUCCGUGAAUGGCGGUUGCUGCUGAUUCCCAUGGCUGCCUCUGGCCUGAUCUACAUCCCUCUGUGGUGGUAAUGAUAUUGAUUUGUUAUUUAAAAUUAGAUAAGACGCACAUGAUGAUGCUAUGAUAGCUUCCUCCAUAUUGUUUUGUGGUCCCUUAAAGGGAAGCAUCGCCAAAAUUGUUGCUGCUAGGAUUAUGGUGAAGGACCACAACCCUGUCUGGU